Messenger RNA from Pyricularia pennisetigena, 555 nucleotides. RefSeq lists its product as uncharacterized. The transcript is spliced from 4 exons. The record is from RefSeq and is a predicted model, not a curated record. Bases 1 to 555 code for a protein of 184 amino acids. Lineage: Eukaryota; Fungi; Ascomycota; Sordariomycetes; Magnaporthales; Pyriculariaceae.
AUGGCAGACCGCUCGCUCAUCUUCUCCCCUGCUCCGUACCAUAUAAUUUCAUAUGGCACGCUACUGGGCACCACCUUUUUCCAAUCUUUCGUCAAUGGGAUAGUUGCAUUCAGAGCACUGCCGAGGCCGCAGUUCUCCAUUCUUCAACAGAAGAUAUUCCCAGUUUAUUUCGCCAUUCAAUCCGUGCUCCCAGUCACCCUUGCCUUGACUUGGCCUGGUUCUAGAAAUGGACUUUCGAGUACGCCAUCGGGCAUUGCCGGUGUGCUUGACGAGCAAAACCGCUGGGGCGUGCUAGUACCCAUAGCCACCAUGUUUGUGACCGGCGUGGCAAACUUGCUUUGGCUGCUUCCGGCGACAACAGGAUGCAUGCUGGAGAGACGAGUGCAGGAGAAAAAGGAUGGGAAACGUAGCUAUGACCCCGCUCCUCACUCAGAGGAGAUGAAGGCAUUGAACAAAAAGUUCGGUAUCCUUCACGGCAUAUCAUCGCUGUUGAACCUGGGUACAUUUAUUGCGCUCAUUGCCUAUGGCUUCACUUUGGCAGGUCAUCUGCACUGA